UACAUUAUUCAACUAUGAUGUCAAAAGUCACUGUAAUAAUGUGUUAGGGUGCAGCUUUGUGUUGAACUGCCUCACCCAUCAUCAUCAUCAUCAUCAUCACUAGUGUGAGAUCAUCCAGACAAACACGAAAUCUCUCAUUUGCCUUUACCACGGAGGAAUGCUCCACAUUGAAACAGUUCAGGGAAUCUUAUCUGGUCAGGGAGUGUUGUCAUUCAUCCAGUCCCUGCAGGAAUAGCACAUUUGUGUGCAUAAAGCAGGGAAAAUGAGUACGGGGAAGCCGAGUGGUCUCAAACCACCCACCAAGAUUGGUAAACCAGCUGCGACGCCAAGCAAAACCUCACCCACCUCAGCUGGUGCAAAGGCUGUAACAUCCCCAACCUCUAAUACAGCCCAAGAUGCUGCAUCAGAUUUCUCUGUUGGCGAACGAGUUUGGGUCAAUGGAAAUAAACCGGGUUAUGUGCAGUUCAUCGGAGGGACCCAGUUUGCACCAGGCCAAUGGGCGGGAAUAGUUCUAGACGAGCCCAUAGGGAAAAACGAUGGCUCUGUGUCUGGAGUGCGCUACUUCCAGUGUGAGGACUUGAGAGGUAUAUUUACUCGGCCCUCCAAACUGUCUCACACUCCCCUGCCAGAGCGUGAAGCCAAUGGCACACCAACACCCGCCAACAAGACAUCCACCUCCCCUGCCAAAGAUCCCGUUCCUGUCACUCAAACCACUAGUGCAACCACCAAAACUUCAACAAACCUAACAAGAGCCGCCAGCGAGUCUGCAUCCAAUCUGUCUGAGACAGAUUCGGCCAAGAAGUUGCAGCGGGAACUGAAGUUGGGUGAUCGCGUUCUGGUUGGUGGAACCAAGGCAGGUGUUGUGCGUUUCUUGGGCGAAACUGACUUUGCAAAAGGUGAUUGGUGCGGCGUUGAGUUGGACGAGCCUCUUGGCAAGAAUGAUGGGGCAGUUGCUGGUGCAAGAUAUUUCCAGUGCCUACCAAAGUAUGGACUGUUCGCUCCUACUCACAAAGUCACCCGCAUUGGAUUCCCGUCCACCACUCCCGCUAAAUCCAAAUCCUCCAGGCGCAGGUCGACCCUAAAGAACAGCCCCAGCGCAUCCUCCAUCAGCUCCCUCAGCUCUGUCACCUCCUCAGUUGGAGGCAAACCCAGCCGAGCAGGCCUGCUCACAGAGACGUCGGCUCGGUACGCACGGAAGAUCUCAGGCACCACGGCCCUGCAGGAGGCCCUAAAGGAGAAGCAGCAGCACAUCGAGCAGCUCCUGGCUGAGCGGGACAUAGAGAGGACAGAAGUGGCACGAGCCACAAGUCAUGCCGGAGAGGUGCAGCAAGAGCUGGCGCUGCUCAGACAGGGCCAGGAACAGUACGCUGUGGAGAUGGAAGCCAAGUUGGACCAGCUGCGGAGACUCGUAGAGACUGCAGACAGAGAUAAAGUGGAGCUGAUGAAUCAACUGGAAGAAGAAAAGAGAAAAGUGGAGGACCUGCAGUUCAGUGUAGAGGAAGCUUGCAUUACCAAAGGUGACCUAGAGACGCAGACCAAAAUGGAGCAUGCCCACAUUAAGGAGCUUGAACAGAGUCUUCUCUUUGAAAAGACCAAAGCAGAUAAACUCCAGAGGGAGUUAGAGGAUACUAGGGUGGCCACAGUGUCCGAGCGCUCCAGAAUCAUGGAGCUGGAAAAGGAAGUGUCCGAUUUGCAUCUUCAGCUGAGAACUCUCCGGGCUGAGACCGCGGGAUCAGCCUCACCUCCAUUACAAGACAAAAAGAUCAAGGAGCUGAACUUUGAACUGGAAAACAGACAGAAGGAAGUGCUCAUAUUCCAGCAGAAACUCACUUCCUCUGAACAGGAGAAAACAUCCCUCCAGCAGCAGCUGCAAGAUCUAAAGCAGAAACUUGACACAGCAGUGGAGGACAAUAAUAAAGCAACACUAGCCAUGCAAGAAAUGGAAAGAAACAUUAAAAUGCAGGAAGAGAAGCUGGAUCAGGUGUCCAGGGAGAAGGAGGACAUGCAGAGGGAUGUGGCCGUUCGGCAGCAGCAGGAACAGACGAAGAGUGAAGAGAGAGAGCUUCAGAUGAAGGAGCUGAAGGAGAAGUUGGGCCGAGCAGAAGGAGAGCUGAACAGAAUCACAGAGAGAAGUGCUGAGCUGGAAGAGCAGGUGGUGGAACUGAAAGCCUUCAAAGACCAAACCCAGGGUUUACAGACUGAUGAAAAGCUGGAGCAGAUGACAAAGAGAAAUGAGAAGUUGCAGGAGGAGGUAAAUAUGCUUUAUUCUCCUUAUCAUGAAGAUAACAUUGACUCCUGGUCAUAUAAGGCUAGCGUGUGUUUGUGCAAACGUGAGCGUGUGCUGGGACGCCAGAGGGGCGAGAGCUCGUGCCUCUCUCUCUCUGCAGGGGGCCGUAGGGGAUGUAUCAUUGAUAGGGCACAUUUGUUUGGAAAUAACAGGAAAGACAUGGAUGUGACAGCACUCCAACAGGACUACACGGACAGCGUUUAUAGUUCUCUGUGCCAGGUAAAGAUCGCUCUUCUGUAG
Messenger RNA from Carassius auratus (goldfish), 2527 nucleotides. RefSeq names its product CAP-Gly domain-containing linker protein 1-like. The transcript is spliced from 15 exons. Gene Ontology annotation, molecular function: microtubule plus-end binding. Bases 263 to 2527 code for a protein of 754 amino acids. The record is from RefSeq and is a predicted model, not a curated record. Gene Ontology annotation, biological process: positive regulation of microtubule polymerization; cytoplasmic microtubule organization. NCBI's taxonomy places the organism in Eukaryota, Metazoa, Chordata, Actinopteri, Cypriniformes, Cyprinidae. Gene Ontology annotation, cellular component: nucleus; cell cortex; microtubule plus-end.